CGAGAAAUGAGUGAGUUAUUAGUUGACUUGCUUAAAUCCUGCAUAACGCUUUGAACCCAGUUUCCUUAACUGGAAAUAGCCUGUCCAACUAGGUCUCCCGUACCGUACCUUAGACCACCCAUCCGCUCCUAAAACGUUCCCUGUUCCGAGCCACAGGCUCGGUUCCAGCUCUCUCCCCUCUUUGUGCCAGAUUCGACAUUUCGCGCAGUCGAACUUGACGGUGUCAAGAUUGAUGAUACCCUCUGUUCAUUCCUAGGCACGCGUUCCUUGGGAGUUUUCCCCUCGUGGCUCUCCUCCGUUCCGAACCAGAGGCGUCUGCAUCCGCCUACAUACUGUACGCACACGCAUCCACUCUUCAACCCACGACGCCGGGUCCGCUUCAGCGCGUCGUAGCGCAUCCUCUCCUCCCCUCUCCUGACAUCCCUUCGAGGUCCUUCUCCUCAGAUUUGCACAAAGAUAUAUCCAGUCCAGGCUGUGCUUCAACCAGCAGUAUUCAAUUGCAGCACUGUAUGUAUUUGGGCCCUUCUGGUUGCACCUUAUUAGGGUUUCGAGUACUACUCCGAGUUGGGUGUCUCAACUCUGUGAAUGGGUGCAUGUAUUGGGUAUUGCCUCAGAAUAGGUAGUGGCCCGGCGUGUACCUCGAGACAAGAGCCGGGAAGACUCCAGUCUUUGUUGUUCUGAUCGUUCAGUGCUUUAUACUAAUUCAGGUUACUGGACCCGUUCAAUUUGUCUCGUUGCUGGCUGUCACCCAAAGGACGCAGUGCUUGUUUCCGCCGUAUCUGCGCAUCAAUCCAUCCCUCCCUCCCUCUCACUAGGUCGCCAAACUGCCACCAAUUGGACAUCGAACCAAUUCAUUCCGUUGGUUUCCCAAGCACGGUACUGUACAACACAGUACAGUGCAAGCCUUCCCAGUCACUAAGGUACGGUAAAGUCGUCUCCCUCCCUUGUUUGCUAGCAUUUCGCUCUUCAUUUAGUGUCUUCUUGUCUCUCGUUACUCAGACCUCGAGUGUUUUCAUCCCUUCUCCAUUCUCUCUCUCAACAGCCUACUACGGGUUUGAACCCCUGCUGUAGCUACCCUACCUUAGUCAAGCAAGCUCCACGAGUUCUUCCAUCCCCGCAAGGAUUUGGUCUCUCCAUCUGUCAUUUGCGCCUGCUGGCAUCGAGUCUUCCCGUCCAUGUUUAAUCUCUACCACUCAGCCUAGUCGCUGAAGUUGCGACAAUGCAACCCAAUCAUGUUGACUCACAGAAGGCUCACCCAACCUCAGGCAUUGCCGCUUCAGGCCCGGCGUCCAUAGACCUCGACAUCGAAAGCGACUCCGAUCCUUCGGCCCCGGCCAACGGCCAUCGAGACUCAGUCGGUUCAAUUAUUGACGACCCCUUCUUCCAGACCUACGACCCCGCCGUUCAAGCGGCUGCAGUUUCCGAGGACGAGGACCAAUCUGAGGGAAGUUCGGUCUACCAAUCGCUAGAAGACGAGGACCACGAGCAUCUUUUUCACGACACAAAGGGGCACAACUUCGGCAAACCGGCAAAGCAAGCCAGGCGCAAAAGCGGCGGCGGAAAGAAAGUGAAGCCCGACAGCGAUGAUAACGAACCGAGCCAACACUGGCCGCCUCCACGACGAGAAUCUUUGACCGCUACACCCUCUUCGUACUGGGUAUGUAACCAUGUUCCAUCACAUGCGGCCCCACCCUAGCUAUCGCGGGGCAGCGUAAUGCUCAACAAACGGUCAUCCGGGGUUUGGAUGGUAGAGGCAGUUUUGCGACAAAUGGCUGACCACAGCUUGACGCUAUACAGUCCCAAUCAUCACCGACUAUGGAAAGUUUCAACAUUGCCGUCAUCGGUUCCACCGGCGUUGGCAAAUCAUCCUUUGUCCAGCGGGUCUUGGGCCUGUCUCGCCCACCUAUCUCGAAUGCUUCCAGCGUCCGCAUGCUGGUUGACAACAACUCUCACGCCGUAACUCUCCUCGAGCUGGACCUGGAGUAUUUCGAAUUGAACCCUACGCAGCCCAUCCAGUGGCCAAAACAGAUCAAUGGGCAUAUCGUCCCCCGCGUCGAUGCUGCUCUUAUAUUAUAUGAUGUCACGAAUCAUGAAUCCGUGCGUGAACUACCUCAGACUUUGGCGGCUCUCACGAACUCUGGUUUACCCGCUAGUCUGGUGGCUUGCAAAUGUGAAACCCCUGAAGCAGAAUGGCAGGUCAACGCUGAAGCCAUUGCGAAUCAUCAACUCUUCAAAUCUUGUGUUUCAACCUACAAAAUCUCUUCAACUGACGUUGAUGUUGCCAAAACAUGCCUCCACACCAUCUUGAGGGCCGCAAUAGCCCAUCGAAGAGAAGAAAAUGGCGAAACGUUCUCGCGCAGGCGAGCGCAGUCUGCUGCCAAUCUGGAAGCUCCUGACGUUGGCACCGGGCGCCCCAUUAGCCAACAUAGCAAACAUAGUCGAGCAAGCUCCGAUUUCUCUUUACUAAAGGGUUUCUCCAAUCCACCAAUUAACGAAAACUACCGAGCACAGUCGUCCCGUAGCCCCAGGCAAGGUCAUGUAGCCAACUCGAAUCCCGAGGCAGGAGAACUGGGCCAAGCGCAAACACUCAAUAACAUGUUGAGGACUCCUGGCAUUCGACUCGAUAGACCCAGUACCGAUUCGUUCUUGGAUGUGGAUGAGUCGGAUGCAGAAUCCUAUCGAUACUCCGAUGACAUCCCGAUACUUCAAAGAAAUGACGAUAGCACGCUGGAUAAGCAAGCGAAGAUGGCAGGCGUAACAUUCGAUGAGCUAGUUGACCGACUUCUUGCUCCUCGCUUGACAAGAGUCGACAACAACUUCUCUGAUGUUUUUCUCUGUCUUUAUCGCAAGUUUGCAGCUCCUGGUGAGCUAUUUACUGCCAUUUUAACCCGACUGGAUAAAGUGAGAGACGAUAAGACAGCGCAUUACCUUUCCAAGACCGCCACACAGCUCCGAAUCAUUGAAGUGGUCGCGAAAUGGGUGUCGCUUUACCCCGGUGACUUCGCCCGCCCUCAAACUAGACGAAAUUUGGAGGAGUUUAUCAGGCAUCUGAGUACAGAACCGAUUUUCUCAAUCGCAGCGCAACAUAUGCGACGACACCUCCAAUUCAAUGUCGUAGAAGAUGACGAUACAGGUUGGGCAAACUCGGACGAGACUAGCGAUAAGCUCGCAAGCGAGAUCUUGUCAAAGGACAUGAACGAGCUGUCGUCGGGUGUGAGUGUGUUGACGGUGGAGUCGGAUAUGGACGUAAGACCAUCUGGAAGCUCGGAGGUCUCUCUUGCGGACAGAAGCAGCAGUGUCUCGAGCCAGGUGCAUUUUCACACGUUUGAGGACUACGAAAGAGCUGCAAGUAACCUGGAACCUACGGACAACUUACCUAUGAACAAAUUCCGCUACCAUAUAUUCAUGGACAUCCCCGAUGAUGAUGUUGCGGACGAGCUGACCAGAAUCGACUGGAUCAUGUUUUCCUCAAUUCGAAUACGCGAUUUCGUUCGACAUGUCAGCCUAUCCGCCUCCCAAAAAGAGCGUUGCAAGAGUUUACGGAAUGUGAAUCGAAUGAUCAACCAUUUCAAUCAUGUUGCCAAAUGGGUUGCCAACAUGAUACUGCUGCGGGACAAGGCCAAACAUCGAGCGCUUAUAUUAGAGAAGUUCAUGAAUAUUUCACUUAAGCUGCGGCAACUGAACAACUACAAUGGACUGGCAGCCAUUCUAGCAGGUGUGAACGGAACAGCCAUUCAUCGAUUAAAUCAGACGAGAGCACUAGUACCAGCAGAAGUCCAAAAGCGGUUUGCGCGGUUGGGCAUAUUGAUGGGAACUCAGAAGAGUCAUUUCGCCUACCGCCUAGCCUGGGAAAACUCCUCCCUCCCCCGGAUUCCUUUCAUUCCCCUUCAUCGAAGAGACUUGGUGUCAGCGGAGGAGGGUAGCAGAACAUUUGUCGGCACUGAUGGUGAUCGCAUCAAUUGGAAGAAGUUUGAGGUUCUAGGCGAGGUCCUGUUACCAAUCAUGAAGAGCCAGAGCACAUCAUACCCAAAUCUAACCAAGCACGAUACUGCAAGAGAACUGAUUCUGGGUUGUCGCAUGCCAACGGAUGAAGAGGACAUUUAUCAGCGAAGUGUGCAAGUCGAAAGUGGCUCAGGGAAUUUCGCUGAGCCGCCGAAGAAGAAGUUCCCAUGGUUUGCAAAGUAAUCUAUCAGUUGAUCGCACGGAGUUUACGGAGCACGCAUGCGCACUAUACUUAUGGAUGCAAGCAUUAGGGGCAUUUUAUAGACUUUGUGCGCCUAUUGGCUUGGACUGAACAUAGCCAGAUAAUGAUGUACACGCCUAGGAUUUAUGAAGUUGACUUACCCUUAGUAACUUAGUAGGGGCUCAUAUUUUGGACACAUUCCAAUGAUUAGCGACUUGGCUACAUCGUCUAUCAACAUCUCACAGCUGCCUAUAGCAUUUUGGAUGAUUGCCACAUAUCGAUUUGUGCUUGCCUUGAAUACCUGCCUUAGCAAAUGUAGA
Messenger RNA from Fusarium verticillioides 7600, 4503 nucleotides. RefSeq lists its product as hypothetical. The record is from RefSeq and is a predicted model, not a curated record. The transcript is spliced from 5 exons. The coding region runs from base 1816 to 4185 and encodes 789 amino acids. Gene Ontology annotation, molecular function: guanyl-nucleotide exchange factor activity. Gene Ontology annotation, biological process: positive regulation of GTPase activity; Ras protein signal transduction. Gene Ontology annotation, cellular component: plasma membrane. Lineage: Eukaryota; Fungi; Ascomycota; Sordariomycetes; Hypocreales; Nectriaceae.